AUGUGUGUUGACACAUUCUUCUUCACCCUAAUCUGUUUCUGCAACGGUGAAUUCAUGCACUGCAAUGGAUCCAUCGGAGACUGCGAUGAAGCCGACGAGAUGUUAAUGGAAUCAGAAACAAGCCGAAGGUUUCUCGAACAGAAGAGGUAUAUAUCUCCCGGCGCUUUGAAAAGAGAUCAGCCGGUUUGCCCCGCCGCCUCCGGCGGCUGCCUUCCUCAACCCUCCAACCCUUAUAAUCGAGGCUGCUCCAAGUACUAUCGUUGUAGGUCUGAUUCGUGA
Messenger RNA from Hibiscus syriacus, 279 nucleotides. Its product is annotated as protein RALF-like 32. Bases 1 to 279 code for a protein of 92 amino acids. Lineage: Eukaryota; Viridiplantae; Streptophyta; Magnoliopsida; Malvales; Malvaceae. The record is from RefSeq and is a predicted model, not a curated record. The transcript has a single exon.